AUGUUUGUUCGCAACCUGCUCCUCGCUGGAUCCGUGAUCAGCCUCGCCCAGGCGGCUCCUACCCAGACCAUCAAGGCGAUCGCCCGCGCGAUCGCUGCCACCGGUGAGAAGGUCACCAACGGGGCUGCCGUGAAGACCGUCAACGACAACGACGGUGUUGGUGCGGGCACAGACACCUACAAGCAGUACAACGGUGACGGUUCGACGGCCGCGGGCUGGCCCUCCCAGUCUCAGUGGGUUUCUUUCGAGGACAUGUUCAACGCCAACAAGGCCCUGAUGAAGGAGUCGUGCGCCCAGUUCGGCCAGGCCAACAACAGCGACGAGGAAAUCCAGGCCAUCCACGACGCCAUCGAGCAGAUCGCCGCCCAGACCUACGUCGACCACCGCUUCAUCCUGGCCGUCAUCAUGCAGGAGUCUGGCGGCUGUGUGCGCGCGCCGACCACCUACGGCAGCGUGGCCAACCCGGGUCUGAUGCAGGACCACGCAGGCAGCGCGAGCUGCUAUAACGUCAACCCGUGCCCAGCGUCGACCAUCACGCAGAUGAUCUCGGAAGGAACCGCCGGCACGACUAGCGGCGACGGUCUCGCCAACACCCUCAACGAGGCCCCCGCGGGCUCUGGCGCGCAGGCCUUCUACCAGGCUGCACGGAUCUACAACUCGGGCUCGAUCGACCCGUCUGGCGACCUCGGCAAGGGCGUCGCCACGCACUGCUACGCGUCGGACAUUGCCAACCGCCUGACCGGCUGGGUGACUGCGCAGAAGACCUGCACGCUGGACUAG
Molecule: messenger RNA, 780 nt
Organism: Rasamsonia emersonii CBS 393.64
Lineage: Eukaryota; Fungi; Ascomycota; Eurotiomycetes; Eurotiales; Trichocomaceae
Exons: 3
Coding region: 1-780 (259 amino acids)
Source: RefSeq, a predicted model, not a curated record